Messenger RNA from Drosophila serrata, 2272 nucleotides. It is a transcript of the gene Fip1, whose product is annotated as Factor interacting with poly(A) polymerase 1. NCBI's taxonomy places the organism in Eukaryota, Metazoa, Arthropoda, Insecta, Diptera, Drosophilidae. Gene Ontology annotation, cellular component: mRNA cleavage and polyadenylation specificity factor complex. The record is from RefSeq and is a predicted model, not a curated record.
AUGGCGGACGACACCAAUGAAGACAGCUGGCUCUACGGCACCUCCAACCCGGACUCGACGACCGGCGAGUUGGGAAACAGUGGCGGCGGCGACGCGCUUACGGCGGAACACGAGGCUGCGGCAGAGGCCCAAGCGCUGGCAGCCGUUGUGGCGGGCGAAAAGCCAGGCACAGCGUCCGGUGUUGAUGCGGCGGGGCAGUCGCCGCUCUUUCCGAAGGAGGAAGAUCCCGAGUACUCAGAGUUCGAUGAUCCUGCACAGGAGAUGGAGGAGGACGAGGAGGCCCUGCCGGACACUACGGAGAGCAGGAGCAGGAGGGAACGCGACCGUGAUCGCGAUCGAGAGAGAGAUCGAGAUCGAGAUACAGACCGGGCGGAUGCGCACUCCUCACCAGAACCGGAGGACGGAGAAAUGACCGAUGGCCCCAGUUCUAGGAGAGAGAGAAACGGCUCGGGCUCCGACGAUGACGACGACGACGAUUCGGAUGACGACAUAAACGUGGUAAUUGGGGACAUCAAGCAGGCGCCGAACACCUACAACAUCAAGCAGCGUCCAAAUCUGUUGGCCGGAGGUACUGGAGCCGCCGGCGACAAGGCAAAACCGGCGGGUCAGGCGGGCAAGUUCAGCAUAGAGGACUUUGAGGGCGCCGGAACCAUAAAUGGAGUGGCCGUGCACGAGUUCAGCAUCGAUUCACUGGAGGAGAAGCCGUGGCGCAAGCCAGGAGCGGAUAUCACGGACUACUUCAACUACGGCUUCAAUGAGGAGACGUGGCGCGCUUACUGCGAGCGCCAGAAACGCUUCCGUGUGGCAGAGAGCGGCGUUGGACUGGCCAGUCUGACGCAGAACGUAACUAUAAGUCAGAGCACUCCAAUUGGCAUCCUUACAGAUGGCGGCAUGGGCAUUGGCCCGCCCGGCAUGCACACCAUUCAGCCCAUGGUGGGACUGGGUGGAGAGGGUGGCAUGCAGAUGCCGCCGCCGGGAAUGCCGCCGCCCAUGAUGCAGCACCAGUCACGGUCGGGUAUGAUGCAGCGGCCACCAAGGCCGAUCUCAACUACGGGCAACGAAAGGGGCGGCGAGCGAGGAGGAGGCGGUGGCGUCAAGGAAAAUGCUAUCCAGGUGAUGACCGCUGAGUGCCGGGAGUAUUCACGCGGUCUCGGGCCUAUGGCUCCAAACUUCCCGCCACCAGGCGCCUCAGAAGAACCCUUCUUCCAUGAGCCCGAGCCUUUCGAUUAUGGUUACGAGCCCACCCAGGAGUCGCAGUGGGGCAACGAUAAUGCAGGCUGGGUGCCCAGCGGGAUCAAGGAACUGACGCCAGGUCAUGCCCACAUGCAACAACCGCCGCCAGGAAUGCCGCCGCCGGGUAUGGGCGUGCCACCGCCACAGAUGGGCGGUCCGCCGCCUAAUUUACGGGGCAUGAUGCCACCCAACAUGCGCAUGCCGCCUAAUAUGGGCAUGGGACCGCCUCCAGGAAUGAUGAUGGGCGGCAAUGGACCUCCACAAAUGCGAAUGGGCAUGGCACCGCCACAGAGAAUGGCCAUGGGAGAUCGUGGCAAUUACGAAGACGACCGUGAGCGCCGACGGCGCGACAAAGACAAGCAGCUGAAGAAGGAUCAGCUACGUAAAGAUUUUCUGGACAUGCUGAGGGAACGUCAUGACAUCGAGCGGCACACGCGGUGGUAUGACGUGAAGAAGAAGUUUGAAGCGGAUCCGAGGUACCGAGCUUUGGACUCGUCGUAUCGCGAGGAGUACUUUGAGGACUAUCUACACAUGUUAAAGGAGGAGAAGCGCAAGGAGCGCGACUUUAAGGAACGCGAGCGGCAUCGCGAAAAGGAACGAUCUCGGGACAAGGACAAGGAGAAGGAUAAAGAUAAGGACAAAGAUAAGGACAAGGACAAAGACAAGGACAAGGACAAAGAGAAGGAUAAAGAUAAGGACAAAGACAAGGAUAAGGACAAGGAGAGUUUGCGUCGGGAGCGCUCCAGAUCCCGAGAAAAGUCCAGCCGCCGCAAAUCCAAGUCCCGUGAGAAGGAUCGCAGCGAACGCAGCAGCAAAGGAAGCGGCAGCAGCUCGACAACGUCCACGUCCACUCGCAGCGAGAAGAAAAAGUCACAUCGCAAGGACAAGGAAGAAGAGGAAUAGCAUUUGCUUGGGUACUAUUUUGAUGACGCCCAAGAAGCAACUCCCUAGGCUGCCCACCCUACACAAAUAACAAAAUUAAAAUCCAAACGAAUAUCUGAUAAAAACACUUCCAAUAAACGAAGAGAACCGUAACUAU